Dalotia coriaria is the source of this 1989-nucleotide messenger RNA. Its product is annotated as putative fatty acyl-CoA reductase CG5065. Gene Ontology annotation, molecular function: alcohol-forming very long-chain fatty acyl-CoA reductase (NADP+) activity. NCBI's taxonomy places the organism in Eukaryota, Metazoa, Arthropoda, Insecta, Coleoptera, Staphylinidae. The transcript has 7 exons. Gene Ontology annotation, cellular component: peroxisome. Gene Ontology annotation, biological process: long-chain fatty-acyl-CoA metabolic process. The record is from RefSeq and is a predicted model, not a curated record. The coding region runs from base 246 to 1742 and encodes 498 amino acids.
CGGUGUUCGACUCGCACAGUUUAAUUCAGCGCGGCGCUCCGUCUAAGCGCGUUCUUGAAACAAAUUGCACAGCAACGCGACUUGAUUGUACUUAGAUUUUAUUUUAUUUAUCGUUAUUUAACACAUUUUAGCUAUCUUAUUAAGUUUGUCGCUGUGCAAAUAAAAAUAAGCGUGAAACUUUAUUUACUUAUUUAAUUUGUGAUUUGUGAUUUUUGUCAGUAGUGCCAGUAGUAAGAGAAAAGAAAAUGUCGCGAAUUCAAGAAUGGUACGUGGGGAAAACUAUAUUUAUUACCGGCGGGACUGGAUUCAUGGGCAAGGUGUUGGUGGAGAAGAUUUUGCGUUCUCUGCCAGAUGUUAAGAAAGUUAUUUUGUUGAUUCGGCCUAAACGAGGAGUUGAUCCUAUGCAACGUUUGGAAAAUAUUAAAAAUUUACCGGUUUUCGCUCGAUUAAAAAUAGAACGUCCAAAAGCUCUGGAUAAACUUGUCAUCAUCGAAGGAAACUUAGAAGUGGAGAAUUUGGGAUUAACGGCCGCUGACAAACGUAAACUGAUUGAAGUGUCGGUGGUUAUGCAUAUGGCGGCGACUCUUCGCCUGGAAGCUGAAGUAAAAGACGCCGUUGUUGCAAACACAAUCGGCACCAAAAUGAUUCUCGAUUUGUGCAAAAACAUGAAAAAUUUACAAUGUUUUAUACAUUUAUCCACGGCGUUUUGCUAUCCGGACAAGGAGAUUCUCGAUGAGAAGGUCUACGAGCCGCAUCGCGAUCCGUACGAAGUGAUGAAAUACGUGCAGACUGAGAACGAGGAGGUGCUGAAGAGAAAAAUGCAAGAAAUUUUAGGCCCACAUCCAAACAGUUACACAUUUUCAAAACGCCUAGCCGAAUGGUUAGUAAAAGACUAUGCGAAAGAAUAUCCUGUGGUAAUUGCACGUCCUUCGGUCGUGAUUCCAACAUUUCGUGAACCUAUGCAAGGAUGGGUUGAUUCUCUAAACGGACCGAUUGGUGUUAUCGCUGCUGCAGGCAAAGGCGUCUUAAGAAGUAUGUUGUGUGUUGAAAGUAAUCUAGCACAAAUCAUUCCAUGUGAUUUGGCAAUCAAUGCACUUCUUACCAUACCAACUGAAAGAGAAAAAACUAAAGACGACAUGUUGGUUUAUAACCUCAACGUCCCAAGAAACGUAGUGGCGAUCUCAUGGGGUGAGAUACUUAACCUAGGCCAGAAGAUCAUCAGUCAAUAUCCAUUUGAAUGGAUGUUGUGGUAUCCAGAUGGCGCUCUACGCACUAACGUUUACAUUCAUUGGUUGGUUUUGAUUCUAUUUCAAUGGAUACCAGCCAUAUUUCUCGACAUGUUGUUCUUUUUGAUUGGCCGUGAACGAUUUAUGAUUCGUGUACAAAAGAAAAUUAUGGUUGGUUUGGACGUCCUGCAAUAUUUUACAACGCGUGCUUGGCAAUUCGACACAACAAACUACGAGAAAAUGUCUUAUGCGGUCACUGGUAAAGACGAAGAGAUAUUUUACCAUUUGAAUGUCACUUACGACCUAACAGAUUAUCUCACUCAAACCUUACUGAUGGUUAAGAAGCAUAUUUUCAAGGAACGAUUCGAGAAUCUGCCUUAUAUCCGUCUACAUUAUAAAUUUUUAUGGUUGUUGCAUAAUACAAUCAAGUUCACCUUUCUCGGCGUAAUGGUACUCUUCGUUGUGCGCCUUCUAGGCAUCGACGUAUUACUCAGUCGAUCUUGUUUCCACGGUUAACUCACUUAAUAUUUACUCUACCAACAUUUUUUGUUAAUAUUUUGAAUAUAUUGAUAUCAAUGGUCAAGGUCAAAACAAAAUAUGGAAAAACAGUCUAAUAUCCAACAAAUACAAUAAUUAUUUACGUGUUAAUCUAAGCUUUUAAUUAGGAAUGUGUAUAAACGGUGUAAAUUAUUAUGUAAUUGUUGAAAAAAACAAAGAAAUAAGCAAUAUUUGCAUAAAUAAACGUAGAUAUUUAUUUUGGUAA